Zingiber officinale is the source of this 1092-nucleotide messenger RNA. RefSeq lists its product as uncharacterized. The transcript has 8 exons. Lineage: Eukaryota; Viridiplantae; Streptophyta; Magnoliopsida; Zingiberales; Zingiberaceae. Bases 161 to 829 code for a protein of 222 amino acids. The record is from RefSeq and is a predicted model, not a curated record.
CGACUGAGAGGGAAGAGCUAAUAAAAGCCAGUCCGCACUCCCGCAGCUUCGUGCUUUCUCGCAACGUCUCCGUCUCCGAGGCGAAUUAGGGCUUUCAAUUACUCCGGUUGGGCGUCUGUUUCGCGUCGCUGAUCUUCUGGGUGCGGAACCGGAAGCGUUCAUGUUGGAUUUGGGUGGAUUUCCGACGCCUGUAGCCGGAGGAAGCGUCAAGCGGAGCAGGACGAAGGAUUCGGAAUGCCCGAGAUCCGAGAGGAAGACGGCCAAGCGAGAGAAUGUUGAUUACGAUCCAGAUCUGGAUCUUUCCAGAGACAUCAAGGGGAUUAUCUCGGCGCUGCACCAGAUCAAGGAAAAGGCUGCGAAAGAUGGGCAGAAGAAGACUGAAGAGACGAUAAAGAGUGUCAAUCAGGAGAUUCAAUCAAUGGUGGAUGAUGCCAAAUUAAAGUUUGACAAGGAAAGGCAGGCUUUGAUGAAGGCAUUGUUGAAGAGCUCCAAGGAGUGCGAAGGCUCAUUGAAAGCUGAGUACAGCAAGUUUCAAGCAGCAUAUGAGCAGUUUUCCAAGGAUAAACAAGCACAUGUACAAAAUUUCAAAGACAUAUAUUCCAAAUAUGAACACGAGAAGGAAAAAUUAUCUGUUCGAUAUGAACAAAACAGAAAGAAAGAAAAGGCAACUCUAUCUGAACUCGAGAAGGCCUGCCUGAGCAAGCUAGCGAAUGCAGAAGAAACAUUGAAAAGAAAGAAGCAGGAUGAUGUUUCUUUCAACAUCCUGCGCAAAUCUCUUGGAUCCUUCUUUGAUAAUGCCUCCGACGAGGACUUCGGCCCAGAUGAAUAAUCAUUUGUUCCUCUUACCUAUCCCUGGUCUUAGUACAAUGAAAUUGCCUUCCUUUUAGCAUUUCUACAGUUCCAUAUGAACCUGAGAUUGAAGAAUUCUUCUCUUCUUUUACUUUUUAAUCAAUUGGAGCAAUAGUUCAGCUUUCCUACCUUGUUAUAGCAUACAGUGGUAGUUUAAAAAACGGUCAUGAAUUCAUUAUGUGUCUAAUUUGUUAUGAUCUAGUUUUUUGAAAUCUGGAAAAACUUAGGAAGAUUGCUUUGCUA